Molecule: messenger RNA, 2604 nt
Organism: Cladophialophora yegresii CBS 114405
Lineage: Eukaryota; Fungi; Ascomycota; Eurotiomycetes; Chaetothyriales; Herpotrichiellaceae
Exons: 3
Coding region: 1-2604 (867 amino acids)
Biological process (GO): positive regulation of transcription by RNA polymerase II
Cellular component (GO): nucleus
Molecular function (GO): zinc ion binding; DNA-binding transcription factor activity, RNA polymerase II-specific; transcription cis-regulatory region binding
Source: RefSeq, a predicted model, not a curated record
AUGGAGGUCCAGAUCCCUUCUCCGUCCGUUUUCCUAAGAAAGUCUCCCAUCAUUACUCCAGCGCCGGUUGUGCAACCGAAGAUAGCGGCCAUCACAAAACCCAAAGUCAAUGCUCCUCCUAAACCAGCGAACAAGUCGGUUCAAGAUGGGGCGGUGACGAAACCUAAGCAGAGCAAGAGCCGAAAUGGUUGCAUGACAUGCAAGAAGAAACGGCUGAAAUGUGACGAGACAAAACCCUCCUGUGUGCAAUGCCAGAAGCGAAGCGUGGUGUGCGAAGGCUAUAAGAAAGACUACAAAUGGAGGACAUUCGAGGAAACCACCUUUGCGCCGCGACCUGCUGCGAGGAGAAAGGUGGUACGAUCGAAUUCGUUCUCUACAAGUCAAAACGUUACACAGCCCCUUCAUAUCACUGGCGGCGGGCGAUUGGAGUCCACCCAUGUCGUCGUCGAUCCCUCCCACCCUUCGCAGACAUGGUCACCAGGGUUGCAUUCUGCUUUCGAAACAGCAGCUCAUGCAUUUCAAGAUCAGCAUGAAGGGCAAGACCAGAGCCUGGGCUCAAGUCCAGACAGACAGGCAGAAUUCCACUUUAGCAACGGACAGUCUCCACCAUUGGAUUUGACGCCAGACUCCGUUUUCAUGCCUGCAUUUGAGGUCGGAGACAUCUCUCCAGGUGUAGCAUUUGGCGACGCAAUUGAUCCAUACAGCCUGACUACCACCACAACGGGGUCUUCUAUCAACGACAAUAAUAGUGCCAAGUCACUCUCACCGGGCUCUCCCAAGAUGCUCGAUCUUCUUUUGUCGGAUACAGAUAUGGUCCAGCCAUCGAGCCCACGGGAAAUACAUCCGCCAAUGUCUCUGCCCCCCGAGAUGCAAAUGGAGGAGGACUUCGACGAAGAGAUCAUUAGAUCUGACGCCAUCGCUACGUCUGCCGCCAUCCAGCUUCCCACGCCCUCGUCACUUCCGGAUGGCGCUUUCCCCAAUCCCGAGUUCCAGGCAUUCCGUGCAUCUUCACCCACACCAAGCGAGACGUCUACCGCGUCCUCAAGAUCCAGCGACAUGACACUACUCGCUCAGCCCUCACUCGAUGCCUCAUCACCGGAGAUGCUCAUGCUGCGCUUCGACAGACAGACCUGCGGUAUUCUGUCUGUUAAGGACGGUCCGACAGAAAACCCGUGGCGCACUUUGAUUUGGCCGCUCGCUCGAGAGUCUCCAGCACUGUACCAUGCUAUUUCAUCCAUGACGGCUUUCCAUGGCGCACAUGAGAUGCCGAAUUUGCACGUACCUGGGAUGGCUCAUAUGACGAAGGCCAUCAAGCGGCUCGCGUCCGAGAUUGAGAACAUGCGCUUGGACUCGGCACUGGCAACUUCUUUGGCCCUAGCUUUCGGCGAAGGGUGGGAUCGUCAUGUGAGCACAGGUGUGCAGCACCUUCGCGGCGCAAAAGUCAUGGUCAAUAAUGCAGUGGUCAAACACAGGCGCGACAUGCAGCUGGGGCAGAUGACGACCCAAGAUGCCAACAGACUCAAAUUUCUCUGCAACACUUUUGUCUAUAUGGAUGUUAUCGCUCGCUUGACGUCCAUAGAGGAAGCCCAUGAGCUCAAUUUCGAGGAGAUCCUCACAACUGUCAAUGCGUCAUAUGGGGAUCAAGUCGAGGUCGAUCCGCUGAUGGGUUGUGCCACAACCCUCUUCCCCUUAAUUGGUCGCGUUGCGAAUCUCAUCCAGCGUGUACGUAAGACGGAGUCGAACUCUCUCACUGUUGUCUCAACCGCCAUGGAGCUCAAGGAACAGUUACAACAAUGGCAAGUGCCUAAUCUUUUGGUCUUUGAGCGACCAGAAGACCCCAACUCAGAGGUUCAGCACUCGAUUCAAACGGCUGAAGCCUAUCGAUACGCUACAUUGCUGUAUCUUCAUCAGGCGGUUCCCGAAAUCCCCAGUGAUCCAGCAUUUUCGCUGGCCAAAAAGGUACUGGUGACACUGGCUUCUGUUCCCCUAUCGUCGCGAGCGACGAUUGUCCAAAUCUUCCCCCUCUUCGCAGCCAGCUGCGAAGUAACGGACCCGGAGGACAGAAAUUGGGUGACACAGCGCUGGGCAGCCAUGAUUACCCGGCUCAAAAUUGGCAAUGUGAGCUCGUGUUGGAGUGUUGUACAAGAAGUCUGGCACCGCAGAGAUACGUAUGAGAGUGAAAAGGCAAACAGACUACUCAGACAAUACGCAAGUCGUGGUGUCCCAGGUGGCAACUUUGUGCCACCCGUGUUGGAGAUUCCACCUGGGCUGAAGAGGAAGGCACAUACGAUCGAUUCCGCUGCCAUGCCUCACAACGGACUGUUCGUUCGCAACCAGAACCAACCUCAACAUCAGCAGUCUGGCGGAUUGGAAGAGCCGGAUUCAGCUGGGAGGCCACUCAGACGUCGCGUGACCACAGAUACCACGGGAAAUGGAAAUAGGAUGCCAAGCAUGUCGUUGAAUAUGCCAUCUAUCUCGACGCCUCGACGCCAAACGAGCGACAUAAUCUCGCCAGACCAACUGGAACGCGAGUACACAGUGAGAGGCCAUCUGCACUGGCUAGGCGUCAUGGCCGAUCGAGACUGGGAAGUUUUUCUCGGUUGA